Messenger RNA from Aureobasidium subglaciale EXF-2481, 2387 nucleotides. RefSeq lists its product as uncharacterized. The coding region runs from base 316 to 2181 and encodes 621 amino acids. Lineage: Eukaryota; Fungi; Ascomycota; Dothideomycetes; Dothideales; Saccotheciaceae. Gene Ontology annotation, cellular component: membrane. The transcript has a single exon. The record is from RefSeq and is a predicted model, not a curated record. Gene Ontology annotation, biological process: arachidonate metabolic process.
GUUUCGCAUAGGACGACUUGCGCCUGGUGAUGAUAAUUCAACCUUUCUUUGCAAGAGUCUUGCUGCUUUCUACCCUUUACAGAAACAAGUGAAUGUUGAGAGUCGGUCAACACGAGCAAUGACGCAGUGAUCAAGCUCACGAGAGAGAGAUCAUUAAACUCGCUCAAGGCGUUCAAGCCCAGGCCAAGCGCAACCAUCCGUCCUACACGAGCACGCCAAGCGCAACCCUACGACUCCUACGCCUUGAACAAGACAUACUAGUCUGCCUUGAGAGCCUUUCCGAAACGCGCUGGUGAGCGCUCCGACUACGAAACCAUGGACCAAAUCAAUGGAGUGCGGAGAAAAGACACGACCAAAGGCCCGCCGUUGCGCAUCCUGAGUCUGGACGGCGGAGGUGUGCGCGGCUACAGCAUGUUGAUUAUCCUACAAGAGUUGAUGCACAGAACAUUCGUCGAGAUUGAAGGCCGCGCUCCGAAGCGACAUGAAAUCCCGAAACCAUGCGACCACUUCGAUCUCAUCGCCGGCACGGGCACUGGAGGCUUGAUUGCAAUCAUGCUGGGACGCUUGCGACUGGACAUUGAGACGUGCAAGGAUGUCUAUGUGCGCAUGACACGAAAGGUCUUUGAGACAGACAAGACGAUCGCCGGCAUUCCAUACCGCUCCACCUUGUUCAAAGCCAGCAAACUCGAAGAGGCCAUUCGAGAAUGCGUAAGAGAACACACAAUAUACAACGACGAAGGCAACGACUCCAAGGAUGCCGAUUCCUCGACUUCGCGCCAAAGUCUCCAAGUCGCUCGUCCAAAUCGCUCCGUCAGCGUCGCCAGCAGACACAGCACCAUCGGCAUGAUCCCAGUAGAUCCGAGAUCGUCCGUUGGCGUCUCGCGAUGGGGUAACCCAAAUGCCUUGCUCUACGAUAGUCGCGAGACAAGGACAAAGACUGCCGUGACCGCCGUGUAUCGCGGCACUCCCAAGGGUGGGAAGCCCGCACUGCUGCGCUCAUACGACUCGCGUAAGGAGCCGUCGCCUGAGUACAACUGCUAUAUCUGGCAGGCUGGACGUGCUACCUCGGCCACUGCUCUUGCAUUCAAGCCCAUUCAGGUCGGUCAGAGUACAUUUCUCGAUGAAGGCGCCGGAAAAUACAAUCCAAGUCCACAGAUUCUCGACGAAGCUGUCUGCAAUGAAUGGCCUGGAAGAGAGGUUGGAGUUUUCCUCAGCGUCGGUACUGGCAAGCGUCCUCCGGGCACAAAUAACCGUCAGCACGAGUGGUGGGAAGACUUUGUCGGAGGUGGCAUGGGUGACUUUGCUGAAGCUCGUCGUAGACUGAUUGCCAAGAUUGAAGCCUGUGAAGAGACGCAUCAGUACAUGAUUGAAGAAUACCUUUCGAAACGACAAGUCAACCGCCAGAACUACUACCGUUUGAACGUCGAGGUCGGCGUUGGCGAGUACGGCAUGAACGAGUGGAACCGACUCGGCGAUAUCAGCACCAACACGCGCAUGUACCUUGCUCGUCCUGAUGUGCAACAACAGAACUUUGACGCUGCAGCAAAACUUGCCAAAGUCUACUUCAGCAAGAUUCGUCAUGACCGAACUCCAUCUUGGGAUGGCCAAGAAGUCAUCAACACCACAUUUUCCCGACAAAACUCACCACUACCCCCCAUUCCUCCGCCCAGCAAUCCUCUUGCUGUCGAACUUCCAGCUGAUGAUGUCUUUCCACCACAAUCGUAUCAGCAACGGCCUCCGAUAUCACAGCCGCCCAUGCGGCAGUCAUCGAUAACCGACAUGAAGUAUACGGUUGUCUCCGACGAUCAAUGGCCACAGUCAGAACCCGUCAGAACACCAACCAGCGCUACACGACCAUCGCCUCCCCCAGGCGCUUACAGACCAUCGAUGGAAUCUAUGCACCGCUCUAGUGGAUCAUUAAGUCAACAACGUCCAGAAUCUCAGGAUAGCGGCACCGUCGGAUAUGCGCCUCCUCUACCUCCAAAGACACCUCUACCAUACCCGGACGCAUCGGCGCCAUUAAGUCCCACCGUCGGAAGUCCCAUGAGACACUCGUCGUAUGGUGGAGGCUCGUUCAACAUUGCACCAUUACGACAAGCUCUGCCACCAUAUCCGGAUACCGACGGACCUCCGCCUAUUGUCAACCUUGCGCGCAAGCCUGAAUAUACUGGUCCUCGCUGAGCGUGUAGGUUUAUAUGAUCUUCUGCGACGACUGCGACUUUGAACUUUUUGGCAAUAAUCAUGGACCGUAACGAUUGUGAUAUCCCAUGAAUUUUUGCGUUUUCUCUUGGAGAAUAUAGGCCUUACAGGCAAAAGGGCAAUGGUCUCGGUGGUUCACAGAGCACAUUUGCCCUGCUCAAGGGGGUCUUUGAUUUCUUCUCCUCUUC